AUGCGCAAGACAAACGAAUGGGAACUCGGUCUUGUUCGUGACUGGCGUCCAUUGUUAUGUAUAUAUAUAUCAACUCUACCUAAACACCACGGUCAACCAACUCUACCUAAACUCCACGGUCAACCAACUCUACCUAAACUCCACGGUCAACCAACUCUACCUAAACACCACGGUCAACCAACUCUACCUAAACACCACGGUCAUCCAACUCUACUUAAACACCACGGUCAACCAACUCUACCUAAACACCACGGUCAACCAACUCUACUUAAACACCACGGUCAACCAACUCUACCUAAACUCCACGGUCAACCAACUCUACCUAAACACCACGGUCAACCAACUCUACCUAAACACCACGGUCAUCCAACUCUACUUAAACACCACGGUCAUCCAACUCUACCUAAACACCACGGUCAUCCAACUCUACCUAAACACCGCGGUCAUCCAACUCCACCUAAACACCACGGUCAACCAACUCUACCUAAACACCACGGUCAACCAACUCUACCUGAACACCACGGUCAUCCAACUCUACCUAAACACCACGGUCAUCCAACUCUACCUAAACACCACGAUCAUCCAACUCUACCUAAACACCAUGGUUAUCCAACUCUACCUAAACACCACGGUCAUCCAACUCUACCUAAACACCACGGUCAUCCACGUCUACCUAAACACCACGGUCAACCAACUCUACCUAAACACCACGGUCAUCCAACUCUACCUAAACACCACGGUCAUCCAACUCUACCUAAACACCACGGUCAACCAACUCUACCUAAACACCACGGUCAUCCACGUCUACCUAAACACCACGGUCAACUAACUCUACCUAAACACCACGGUCAUCCACGUCUACCUAAACACCACGGUCAACCAACUCUACCUAAACACCACGGUCAUCCACGUCUACCUAAACACCACGGUCAUCCAUCUCUACCUAAACAUCACGGUCAUCCAACUCUACCUAAACACCACGGUCAUCCAACUCUACCUAAACACCACGGUCAUCCAACUCUACCUAAACACCACGGUCAUCCAACUCCACCUAAACACCACGGUCAACCAACUCUACCUAAACACCACGGUCAACCAACUCUACCUAAACACCACGGUCAUCCAACUCUACCUAAACACCACGGUCAUCCAACUCUACCUAAACACCACGGUCAACCAACUCUACCUAAACACCACGGUCAUCCACGUCUACCUAAACACCACGGUCAACCAACUCUACCUAAACACCACGGUCAUCCAACUCUACCUAAACACCACGGUCAACCAACUCUACCUAAACACCACGGUCAUCCACGUCUACCUAAACACCACGGUCAUCCAACUCUACCUAAACACCACGGUCAUCCACGUCUACCUAAACACCACGAUCAUCCAACUCUACCUAAACACCACGGUCAUCCACGUCUACUUUAA
Messenger RNA from Saccoglossus kowalevskii, 1434 nucleotides. RefSeq names its product collagen alpha-2(IV) chain-like. The record is from RefSeq and is a predicted model, not a curated record. Lineage: Eukaryota; Metazoa; Hemichordata; Enteropneusta; Harrimaniidae.